AUGGAGAGGAUCAGGAUUCCGUGUUUCUUCGCUGUUGUGCUAGCAGCCCUAGGCGGGUGCCUCGGCUCCGACCAGGACGGGCAGUGUGCCGGGGCUGUGGCGGUGCAGAAGCGCAUCGACUGCCACCCCCAGCCGGGCGCUUCCCAGGAGGUCUGCGAGGCGCGAGGCUGCACCUGGUGUGCCACCGAUGUGGCCAACGCUCCCUGGGUAACGCUGAACAAGCGCCAGGCCUUGUCCCUCUUCGGAAAUGACAUUUCUCCGGUCGUCUUGGAAGUAGAGUUCCAGACAAAGGACAGGCUCCGGUUCAGGCUCUAUGACCCCAACAGACAGCGGUUUGAAGUCCCACUGAAGAUCGACUCCCCGGGGGUUACCGCUGAUGAGGCCAGCUACGACGUGGAGUUUGUGGAUGACUCCUCGCGCUUCAGGAUCAAGAGGAAAAGCACCGGCACUGUGCUGUGGGACAGUCCCCUGGUUGAUCUGUUUUUCUCCAACCAGUUUCUUCAGAUCACAACUACUGUGCCAUCCACUUCGGUGUAUGGGUUUGGUGAACAUGAGCACCUGUCCUUCAAACACAACAUGGACUUUGUUACCUACGUAUCAGGCACCAACGGUAAUUCACUUCAUACAACUCUUUGUCCUAACUCGUAUCACCAAAAGGAGAUGUCAUUUGCCAACCUCUAUGGAGUUCACCCUUUCUAUAUGUGUGUGGAAGCCGACUCUAACGCUCAUGGUGUUCUCCUUCUGAACUCCAAUGCACAAGAUGUUACUCUGAGUCCAAACCCAUCCCUAACUUUCCGCACUAUUGGAGGGAUCCUUGACUUCUAUGUCUUCCUGGGACCAACUCCCGAAAACGUAAUUCAGCAAUACACAGAGGCCAUCGGACGUCCACACAUGCCUGCCUAUUGGUCUCUGGGAUUUCACCUCUCCCGAUGGGGUUAUGGCCACAUUGAUGUUUUAAAGAAAACUGUGGAUCGCAUGCACCACUAUGAUAUCCCAUAUGAUGUCCAGCAUCUUGAUAUCGACUACAUGGAACGUCGCCUGGACUUCACCUAUGAUAAAGUGAAUUAUGCAGGUCUGCCAGAGUACCUCCAACAGCUGAAGAAGGAAGGAAUGCACAAUGUCGUGAUUCUGGACCCUUUCAUAACAAAGGACGAAGAACCGGGCACUUACAGGCCUUACGAUCUUGGAGAGGAAAUGGGAGUCUGGGUGAACAACUCUGAUGGCAUAACUCCUGCGGUUGGAAAGGCCUGGCCCCCCGGAGACUCGGUGUUUCCUGACUACACCAACCCCAGGACAGUCGAGUGGUGGACCCAGAUGUGUCUGGAGUUUAAGAACGUCCUUGACUACGAUGGGAUCUGGAUUGAUAUGAACGAACCAUCCAAUUUCUUGAAAGGCCAGUAUCCUGGAUGUGCUGAUAAUGAUAUCAAUAACCCUCCUUACAUUCCCAGCAUUACUGAUCGUUCCCUGGCGCAAAAGACGUUGUGUCCCGACUCCAAGACUUACCUCGGAGAGCAUUAUAACACACACUCUCUCUUCGGCUGGUCGCAGACAGAACCAACUUUCGACGUUGUCCAGCAAGCAACUGGAAAGCGAGCGUUUGUCUUGAGUCGGUCUACAUUCGUUGGCAGUGGGAAGCACGGGGGUCACUGGCUGGGUGACAACUUCUCUCAGUGGAAGGACAUGCACCGGUCAAUCAUUGGAAUCCUGGAAUUCAACCUCUUUGGCAUCCCCUACAUUGGUGCUGAUAUCUGCGGGUUUAACUAUAACACUACCUACGAACUCUGCUUGCGCUGGAUGCAGCUUGGUUCUUUCUAUCCAUUUUCCAGAAACCACAAUGCAGAGGGAAAUAGCGAACAAGACCCAGCGGUGUUCGGAGCAGAGUUUGCCAAGAUAGCUCGCGCUACGCUUCGGAUCAGAUACUCGCUGCUGCCGUACUUAUACACCUUGUUCUUCGAGUCUCAUGUUCACGGAAACACGGUGGUGCGGUCACUCAUGCACGAAUUUACCUCUGAUCAGCAGACUCAUGGAAUAGAUACUGCCUUCCUUUGGGGACCUGCUUUUAUGAUUGCUCCUGUUCUUCAAGAGGCAA
Molecule: messenger RNA, 2089 nt
Organism: Balearica regulorum gibbericeps (East African grey crowned-crane)
Lineage: Eukaryota; Metazoa; Chordata; Aves; Gruiformes; Gruidae
Source: RefSeq, a predicted model, not a curated record